UUGUGUUUCCAAUCUCUCUUACUGGGAGACGAACCGAGCUGAUUAAGGUUGGGUUUCGGAACUCUAAUGGCAAAACACGAGAAUUCUGAUGAAUUGAGCAAAGAUUGGAUAAACCAAAUCCUCACAGACGAUGAGCUUCGAGUAAUCUUAUUGAAGUUACAGAAUAACAAGGAUAAAGAGGGUUUUGGAUUGGUUUGCAAACGAUGGCUUCAUUUGCAGAGUACGGAGAGGAGGAAGCUCUGUGCUCGGGCGGGUCCCUUAAUCCUUCAGAAAAUGGCGGCGAGAUUCACUCGUCUUGUCGAGUUAGAUCUUUCGCAGUCUGUCUCUCGGUCGUUCUAUCCCGGUGUCACCGAUAUUGAUCUUGCCGUUAUUGCCGCUGGGUUUAGUUGGUUGCAGGUUCUCAGUCUACGGAACUGUAAAGGUAUUACAGAUGCUGGAAUGGUAGCACUUGGAAAUGACCUUACCUGUUUACAAUCCUUGGAUGUCUCAUACUGCAGAAAGUUAACAGACAAGGGACUUACAGCCAUAGCUGAGAACUGUGGCCGCUUGAGAAGCUUGCAUCUUUUGGGUUGUAAAUACAUCACUGAUGGACUAUUAACCGUCCUUUCCAAGAAUUGUCAUAACCUAGAAGUGUUGGGACUGGAAGGAUGCAUCAACAUAACCGACUCAGGACUCACAAGUCUUGCUGAUGGUUGUCAACGUAUCAAGGUAUUAGAUGUUAAUAAAUGCAGCAACAUUGGAGAUAUUGGGGUUACUACUGUAUCCAAAGCUUGUACUUCGCUGAGGACUUUGAAGUUACUGGAUUGCUACAAAGUUGGAGAUAAUUCUAUAUUUUCCUUGGCUCACUACUGCAAGAAUCUUGAGACACUUGUUAUUGGGGGCUGUAGGAACAUCUCUAAUGAGUCUAUUAAGAGCCUUGCAUCUGCCUGUCACAAUAGUCUAAAGAAUUUGCGAAUGGAUUGGUGUUUAAAUAUCUCUGAUUCUUCGCUGAGCUGCAUACUAUCCAAAUGUAAAAAUCUAGAGGCCCUUGACAUUGGGUGCUGCGAGGAGGUAUCGGAUACUGCUUUUCAGGCGUUGCGUAGUGGCAGCCAGGACUCAGCUUUGAAGAUUUUGAAGAUCAGUAACUGUCAAAAAAUUACUGUUUUGGGGAUAGGUAUACUUUUAGAGUCUUGCAAAAUGCUGGAGUAUCUUGAUGUGAGGUGUUGCCCACAUGCUACAAAGGUAGGUUGUGAGCAGGCUGGGUUGAGAUUUCCAGAAUUCUGUAAAGUGAAUUUUACAGGCAGUUUAUCCGAACCAGAUGUGGUUAUUUGAAAUUGAAAUCCAUGUGGUUCAGUAACAUGUGAAUUCAUACUAAACAAGACCACCUAGUUAUUGGGGAUUCUGAGAGCACUGCAACAACAGGUGACCAGAGCUUCUGAUAUGUUUUACAAGCCAGAUUUCCUCUAGAAUUUCCUCAUGUUUUAUCUGUUAUUGAUUGAGAGAAGAUUGCCCUCUGGCCUUAUAGUUAUACUGUACAAAAA
Molecule: messenger RNA, 1520 nt
Organism: Telopea speciosissima
Lineage: Eukaryota; Viridiplantae; Streptophyta; Magnoliopsida; Proteales; Proteaceae
Product: F-box/LRR-repeat protein 20-like
Exons: 2
Coding region: 67-1311 (414 amino acids)
Biological process (GO): SCF-dependent proteasomal ubiquitin-dependent protein catabolic process
Cellular component (GO): SCF ubiquitin ligase complex
Molecular function (GO): protein binding
Source: RefSeq, a predicted model, not a curated record